AUGUCAACACAUAGCGAUUUCGAAAUAGACGGGCUCUAUGUUCUAUUGUCGGAUCGCGGAGAUAAAUCAUUUACCUUCCACUGGGGCCUUUAUCUUCACCAGUCCAUCGAUUCUGGCUAUAUCUACGACCUUCUGAGCGAUGCUGGGUCCACUAACUGGCGCUUUGACCCGCGACCCAGCGAGAAUGUCAUCGGCUCUCGAAGAGUUCUAGUUGCCCUCAAGAUAGGAGCUCUAGACUCUACUAUGCAUCAGUCUUUGCUUCAUCGCCUGGAGCAAAUCCCACUUGCCUAUUCUACUCGAUUCAACGAAAACAUCACCUGUCGAGUUUGGGUGAAAGAGGCACUCUUCGCAUUGGAUAACGAAGGCUACAUCGGCAUAACUUCCAGCGUGGACGACCUCGAGUUUGAGGCUAGAAACUUAGCACUUGCCAAUAAGGUUGGGCGAAAGAGGACAAUUCGUCCAAGUGCUGAAUGCCAGUUCUGA
Molecule: messenger RNA, 483 nt
Organism: Penicillium olsonii
Lineage: Eukaryota; Fungi; Ascomycota; Eurotiomycetes; Eurotiales; Aspergillaceae
Source: the annotation of a GenBank genome assembly